Messenger RNA from Oryzias latipes (Japanese medaka), 316 nucleotides. The record is from RefSeq and is a predicted model, not a curated record. Lineage: Eukaryota; Metazoa; Chordata; Actinopteri; Beloniformes; Adrianichthyidae.
AGUUAUGGCUUUCAGGUUGAUCCUCACAGCAGCUGUGCUGACUCUGCUGACACAAGACUGUGUCUCACAGUUAGCGGUUUGUGGUCUGGCAAAUCUAAACACCAGUAUUGUUGGAGGACAAGAUGCUCCUGCAGGGUUCUGGCCUUGGCAGGUCAGUCUGCAGUCACCUUCACACUUCUGUGGAGGAUCCCUCAUCAACAACCAGUGGGUGCUGACGGCCGCUCACUGCUUUCCAAGGUGAGUAACAAUAGUAGAACUGAUCAAUUAUCAUCAGAAGUUGAGUUGAUUACUGGGGUCUAUUCUUGUUUUGAUUCAU